AGCGACUAGCUUUCCGUGCGGUGCGGCGGCGACGGCGGCGCGCGUCUUCCUCCUCCUCCUACCGCGGGGCUAGAGUCCCUGACGGUGUCCAGCUGCGCUUAAGUCCGGCCGGUGCCACCUAUCUCCGCAAUGCCCCCCAAGAAACAGGCUCAGGCCGGGGGCAGCAAAAAGGCGGAGCAGAAAAAGAAGGAGAAGAUUAUCGAAGACAAAACUUUCGGUCUAAAGAAUAAAAAAGGAGCAAAGCAACAGAAGUUUAUCAAGGCUGUCACUCAUCAAGUUAAAUUUGGUCAACAAAAUCCACGUCAGGUAGCACAAAGUGAAGCUGAAAAGAAAUUGAAGAAAGAUGACAAGAAGAAAGAAUUGCAAGAGCUAAAUGAGCUGUUCAAACCUGUAGUUGCUGCUCAAAAAAUAAGUAAAGGUGCAGAUCCCAAAUCUGUUGUAUGUGCAUUCUUCAAGCAAGGACAGUGUACUAAAGGAGAUAAGUGUAAGUUCUCUCAUGACUUGACUCUGGAGAGAAAGUGUGAAAAGCGAAGUGUUUACAUUGAUGCAAGAGAUGAAGAACUUGAAAAAGAUACAAUGGAUAAUUGGGAUGAGAAAAAACUGGAAGAAGUAGUGAACAAGAAGCACGGUGAGGCGGAAAAGAAAAAACCAAAAACUCAAAUAGUGUGCAAGCAUUUCCUUGAAGCUAUUGAGAACAACAAAUACGGCUGGUUUUGGGUGUGCCCUGGAGGGGGUGAUAUUUGCAUGUAUCGUCAUGCGCUUCCUCCUGGAUUUGUAUUGAAAAAAGAUAAAAAGAAAGAAGAGAAAGAAGAUGAAAUUUCAUUAGAAGAUCUAAUUGAACGAGAGCGUUCUGCCCUAGGUCCAAAUGUUACCAAAAUCACUCUAGAAUCUUUUCUCGCAUGGAAGAAAAGAAAAAGACAAGAAAAGAUUGAUAAACUUGAACAAGAUAUAGAAAGAAGGAAAGCAGACUUCAAAGCAGGGAAAGCAUUAGUGAUCAGUGGUCGUGAGGUGUUUGAAUUUCGUCCUGAACUGGUUGAUGAUGAUGAUGAAGAAGCAGAUGAUACCCGUUACACCCAGGGGACAGGUGGUGAUGAGGUUGAUGAUUCAGUGAGCGUAAAUGACAUAGAUUUAAGCCUGUAUAUCCCAAGAGAUGUAGAUGAGACAGGUAUUACUGUAGCCAGUCUUGAAAGAUUCAGCACAUACACUUCAGAGAAAGAUGAAAACAAAUUAAGUGAAGCUUCCGGAGGUAGGGCUGAAAAUGGUGAAAGAAGUGAUUUGGAAGAGGACAACGAAGGGGAGGGACAGGAAAAUGGAGCCAUCGAUGCUGUUCCUGUUGAUGAAAAUCUUUUUACUGGGGAAGAUUUGGAUGAACUAGAAGAAGAAUUAAACACACUUGAUUUAGAAGAAUGACACCAAACAAGUCAAUGAAAAAAUUAAGCUGGCUCAGCAUGAGUUGAAAUUGACUACAUUAAUUUUUUUCCACCUAGAAUUCUUCAACAGGAUGUUUGUUUCCCAUGCUGAUUCUGGAGGACUUACUCUCCUCCAAAAAAGGAAUAUUCUCCUUCCAUCUUGUCUUCUGACUUUGGCUACAUCUCAUAGUAAGUUCAGAGUAGUUCAUGAUAAAUUAAAAAUAUAAUGGUCAUUGCAGAAAAUGAUUGUUGUAACUGUCCACUCAAAUAGGAAUUGUAACUGCUUUUCCAGCUUUUGAUUUUCAUUGGGCAUGUGUUAUUACAGGAACAACAUAAAUUUAAAUUACCCUUCAUUUAAUGCAGUUUUUAAUGAGUGAUUUUAUUUCCUUUGUAUUUAUAUGUUUAAAAGACUGCCUAAGAUAUGAGCCUGUGCUUCAUAAAGGAAACUGCAUAUGCAGAUUCAGUGUUGUUUAUCUUUGGACAAUUAGGUGAACAUUUAAAAUGAAACUUCAUUUAUCUGACAAGAUCAGCUGCAGUGCCCUGUGUUAAACUGUUUUAAACUUUUCCCUUUUCUUUUUUGCCAAUAAAGUUGUAAAUAAAGACCGUGAUAACAUUAAAA
Molecule: messenger RNA, 2028 nt
Organism: Camelus dromedarius (Arabian camel)
Lineage: Eukaryota; Metazoa; Chordata; Mammalia; Artiodactyla; Camelidae
Gene: ZC3H15
Product: zinc finger CCCH-type containing 15
Exons: 10
Coding region: 130-1410 (426 amino acids)
Biological process (GO): cytoplasmic translation
Cellular component (GO): cytosol
Molecular function (GO): metal ion binding; mRNA binding
Source: RefSeq, a predicted model, not a curated record